AUGAAGGCUUAUUUCUACGACGACCUUCCAGGCGACCAACGCGAACCGCACGACUCGGGCAAGGCUGUGGACACGGACGACCUCGCCAGACUGGGCGUGCUCUACUUCCACAUGCCCGACGUGUCGGCGGUGGACUCGCUGGCGUCGUCGCGGGGCUACCGCAACCGCGACGAGAUCACCGUGUCGCCCGAGAAGAUGGGCGACGCCUACGAGGACAAGGUUAAGUCUUUCUUCUCGGAGCACCUGCACGAGGACGAGGAGAUUAGGUACAUCCGCGACGGCCACGGUUACUUUGACGUCCGCGACCGCGCCGACCGCUGGGUCAGGAUCCAUCUGGACAAGGGGGACCUCAUCAUCCUGCCUGCGGGCAUCUAUCACCGCUUUACGACGGAUGAUAGCAACUACAUCCAUGCCAUGAGACUGUUCAAGGACGAGCCCAAGUGGACACCCCUGAACCGUGCACCGGAGCUGGAAGACAACGAGCACAGGAAGAAGUAUGUCGACGAGUUCCUCGAGGGCUGCUCGCGGUCAUGA
Pyricularia pennisetigena is the source of this 534-nucleotide messenger RNA. RefSeq lists its product as uncharacterized. The record is from RefSeq and is a predicted model, not a curated record. Gene Ontology annotation, molecular function: acireductone dioxygenase [iron(II)-requiring] activity. NCBI's taxonomy places the organism in Eukaryota, Fungi, Ascomycota, Sordariomycetes, Magnaporthales, Pyriculariaceae. The coding region runs from base 1 to 534 and encodes 177 amino acids. The transcript is spliced from 3 exons.